AUGAAAUACUUCAUCGUCUUGCUUGGUUUCGUGGCGGUUGCCUACGGUCAAACCAACGUGCACAGAUGUGUUGGCACCGCCGGUCCUCUGCCCACGAGAACUACCAUCGAGGGCUGUACCAACCCGCCCUGUGACCUGCCACAGCUCAGAAAUGCUGUUAUACAUAUGUCAUUCACAGCUCCUCGCAACAUUAGGACGAUGCGUACCCUAGCCACGGCGUUCUUGGGCGCCGUCCCUGUCCCAUACAACCUCGGCGAUGCCGCGAACACCUGCAACUUCCUCACCAACACUCGCUGUCCAGUCAACAAUGGCGUCAACGUCGACUACACACUCAGGAUGUUCAUCGAGUCUUUCUUCCCAGUCGGUACGGCUGUCACCGUAGAGAUGCGCGUAGUGGAUGAAAACAACAACUCAGUGGUCUGCGUGCGCGUGCCCAUUCGCAUCGUGAGAGGG
Molecule: messenger RNA, 453 nt
Organism: Brenthis ino (lesser marbled fritillary)
Lineage: Eukaryota; Metazoa; Arthropoda; Insecta; Lepidoptera; Nymphalidae
Source: the annotation of a GenBank genome assembly